AUGCCCAGAAGGAACCACGAGCUGGAUGGCAACUUUUUCAGAGGGAGAGGACACAGCUAUCUUGCAGCGGAAGAAGCGCUGGGUAUUGGACUCUUCAUUUUGGUGCUGGCAAUUUUACUUAUCUUUGGCUGCUGGUAUUACAAAAGACGUAGUGGCUAUAAAAGUCUGCGGAGCAAGAGCCCUGGUGUGGGCACAAUACAUACCGUGGUAGGAGAGAGAUCAAUGCCGGACAGCAAAAUGACUCUGCAGGAGUACAGAAACUUUAAUUCUGUGGUACCUGAUGCUCCACCAGCUUACGACAAAAUCGCUGCAGACCAGUCACCACCACCUUAUUCACCAUGA
This is a messenger RNA of Apaloderma vittatum (bar-tailed trogon), 342 nucleotides long. It is a transcript of the gene MLANA, whose product is annotated as melan-A. Gene Ontology annotation, cellular component: endoplasmic reticulum membrane; trans-Golgi network; melanosome. The coding region runs from base 1 to 342 and encodes 113 amino acids. The transcript is spliced from 4 exons. NCBI's taxonomy places the organism in Eukaryota, Metazoa, Chordata, Aves, Trogoniformes, Trogonidae. The record is from RefSeq and is a predicted model, not a curated record.